Verruconis gallopava is the source of this 1145-nucleotide messenger RNA. RefSeq lists its product as uncharacterized. The record is from RefSeq and is a predicted model, not a curated record. The transcript is spliced from 2 exons. Lineage: Eukaryota; Fungi; Ascomycota; Dothideomycetes; Venturiales; Sympoventuriaceae. The coding region runs from base 90 to 1118 and encodes 342 amino acids. Gene Ontology annotation, biological process: secondary metabolic process.
CUCGUACUUCCAGUCAAGAACCUACAGAUGGUACUUUGUUUAUCAAACAGCUUAACUUAAGCACGAUUACUUGAGCUCCUCCCAACAGUAUGGUAGAUCUGAAAGCCGUCCAUUCCUCAAAUUCUCGUAUUGCAGCCACCUUUCCAUCUGGUCUUGUUGCGGUCUUUGUUGGCGCCACCUCUGGCAUAGGAGAAUAUACUCUCCUCGAGUUUGCCAAAUGCGCUCCCAAGUCGCGUAUCUACUUCAUAGGUCGGUCCGCUGAAGCCGGUGCACGUAUCAAAGCGGAGGUGGACAAACGUAACCCUGAAGGAUCCUGCCUGUUCAUCAAGUCCGAUGUGUCUCUGAUCAAGAACGUCGACGACGUGUGCCGCGAAAUCAAGGGUAAGGAGAGCAGCAUCAACUUGCUGUUUCAGUCGCAAGGCACAUUAGACUUCAAAGCCGCAACAUCAGAAGGCCUUAAAACCGCACUGGCGCUGAUGUUUUACUCUCGAAUUCGCUUCAUGAUGAAUUUGCUCCCCGAAAUGCGUACAGCUUCGCCGGUUCUCGCGCGUGCCAUCACAGUCGGGGCUGGGACUAAGGAAGGACCUAUCACUCCUACCGAUUUCGAGAUGGAGAAUCUCUCCUUAACCAAGUCUCGUGGUGUCGGUGCGACCAUGGCAACUCUGUCAUUAGAGGCCCUUCAGCAGCAGGCGCCCGAAGUGACUUUCAUUCACGCAUAUCCCGGUGCAGUGAAAUCACAGAUCGGUCGAACAUUCAGCGGCUGGUUAUUGAUUGUUAAUUACCUUAUGAAGCUCUUGAUCGCGAUUGUAGGAGUUCCACCAAAGGAGACGGGCGAGAGACAUGUGUACUUGGCGACGAGUAAGCGCUGGCCUGCGAAGGGGAGCCGUACCGGUGUUGAGCUCAGUGCUUGGGGGACUACUGCAAAAGGAACUGACGGUGAAGAGGGGAGCGGUGUAUAUUCUGUUGAUGCAAAAGACGAGAGCGCUGGGCCUAAGAUUGUUAAGCUGCUCAAACAAUACCGGGAGGACGGCACAAGAGACAAGCUUUGGAAAUUUGUGAUGGAAAAGUUUGAGAAAAUCACCGGAACUAUACCGACACAAGCUUCUAACAAUCAAUAGUUCCCGUAUUCUGCACGAGAAUAGGAU